GUUAACUUGCUCUUCUCGUCCUUGCACGCCGCCGAGUGUCUUCACUCUUCACUACCUCACUUCCACUACUCUCACACUCUCAGGCUAACUAUAAAUGAAAAUCUUUUUGGUGCUACAAAUGUGCUGAGUUUGGAAAUAUUGUUGCAUGGCUCCUGCUCAACCAUUUAUGGACAUUGACCUAGACAUUAAACCUCCCAUCGCAGCAAAAAUGGCACUUGAUAAGGAGAAGAGGAGUUCCCCAACAAACUCAGAUGGGAAGGGUUUAAGGUGCAAGAGUAACUGCGGAAGCACCAACAUAGAGACACAAGCUAUGUUGGAUGAUCAAACUAAGGCUCUAAAGUGCCCUGAGGAUCUUGAGGUUGAUAUAAUUGGAUGUACAGUUAAAAGUGAAAUAAGGUCCAUUAAAAGAGAGGACCCAGAUGCGACUGAAUAUUCAAGCUCAUUUGCCGACACUACAUCUAAUAAUGAGAAUUGCUCCGGAUUGAGUGAAGGAGAAGUCGAAUCACAAUUCUUUGGUGAUGACAGUUUAGCUUCUGCAUUUGAUGCGUUCAGUAGUUCACUUCAGAUGAGGAAGAAGAAGUUGACAAAUCACUGGAGGAACUUUAUACGCCCUUUGAUGUGGCGCUGCAAAUGGACGGAAUUGAAAAUUAAGGAAAUAGAGUCACAAGCAUUAAAAUAUUCCAGGGAGAUUGCAGCAUAUGACCAGAGAAAACACUUGGAAUUCGAUCAGCUUACAUCUGAAGGAUUAGACUCAAAGUCAUUGCCAUUUUCUCGCCAAUGUUAUAGAAAAAAGGCUAUAAAGAGGAGGAAACGAAAGAGAGUUGAAGACACUGCUGAUAUAACAUCAUAUAUGUCUCAACAUAACCUUUUCUCUUAUCUUGAAAUUAAGAAGUCUGAUCCAGAUGGCAAUUUGUUGGCUGAUGAUUUUGGUAACCCAGUAAUCACAGACCAAAAUGAUGAUUGCAAUGACAAAUUUGGCAUUGGUAAUAAUUGGUCAUUUCUUGAGUUUAGAGAUGGUGAACAAAUUUUGGAGCAAGUUCUUUGGAAAAUUGAAAUGGUGCACUCUCGGGUUCAUAAGCUAAAGAGUCAAAUUGACAUGGUACUGUCUAAAAAUGCUGCAAGGUUCUCUUCCUCUGAGAAUUUGAGCCUUCUGGCACUUUGUGAUGCACAGACUAGCUCUGCUCACAGUCCUACUUUCUCUGCUGGCAAUGGAGACAAUGUAUCAGUGGGUCCCGUGUAUUCUCCAACUAAGCAUGCAUCUGAGUGUGACAAUGUAGAUCUUGUUAUGCCUGGAAGUGCCAUUUUAAGUUAUGGGGAGACAAUUCAUGUACCUGAUAUAAUUGAAAGCACAGCAGGACUGUUAUCUGCAGCUGAUGUCACCCUCCAUCAGCCACAGAUUGGAGAUUCAUGUGAAGAUAUUGUAGAUAGUGUUCUGGUAAAUAGUGAGGCAGGUGAAGCAGAGAAGGACAGUUUCAAAAAGGUAGAUAGUCAUUCCACAGAGAUGCAUCAGGAGGCAGAGAUAGGAGACCAAGAAGAAAGCACCAAUCCCCCUUCAAUUCCAACAUCAGAACCACCCCUUACUGUGGCAAAAUCUGUUGGGCCUCAGGAGCAAUCAUCUCUGUCAUCUUGUUUAGCUUCAGAAGUCCAUUUUCCAAGGAAUAAGAGAAAGCGUGGGGAGCGAAAAGCAGGCUCUGGUGGCUGGAGCAGGAGAUCCACAGGUGAGCCUACAGCCAGUGAGUAAGAAUUUGUUGUUUGUUCUAUGUACUUGCACAAAGUAGGGACUUAUCCACAAGUUGAUGCAUUAACAUGUAGCUCCUGCAACCACUAUUAGAUUUAUCAAUUCUACAGUUUCUCUAGUUUUAGUGGGAAAAUUUCUUAGCCUACAAUAGCAAAAUUGCAACCUCAGUGAGUGAGAAUUUCUUACCAACCAAGGGUGGUGGUUCAAUGGCCCAAGGAAGUUUCCAAGUGGUCAGGGCAUGUACUAGGGCAUGGGUUCCAAUCUCCGCAAUGAAGAAUCCCCACAUAUGCCUGAUUAGUAUUACUUGCCUUGAAUUCCCAUUGAUACCCUGGUGGGGCUGAGUCAAGUUAUGGCUUAGUCGGACUUAAGGGAGCACCUGCAGUUCUCAUCGUCUAGGCCCCUACUGUGCGGCUCCUAGCGGGUAGGUACUACUAUGAUCAUGCCCAGAUAAGAUAGCUACAAUUAGUCUCCCCGGCCUACCUUUUUUUAGGGAAAAAAAAAGAGUAGGAUAAUUCUACACGUGUCAACUUCGUUUAUCUUUCCACCACUCGUGUCAACUUCUUUGUCAUACUCUUAUUGGUGCUGAUGUGGUAUUUAACGGUUUUCGUUCAAAAUUAGGUGUAGGAACCUAUUUGUUAAUUUUGUAUAUUAUAAGAAGCUCUCAUAACACUUUUAUACGACAGAGAGCUUAUUGCAAAUCAAUGUAACGAUAGGGUUUGAUUUUG
This is a messenger RNA of Corylus avellana, 2463 nucleotides long. Its product is annotated as elongation factor. NCBI's taxonomy places the organism in Eukaryota, Viridiplantae, Streptophyta, Magnoliopsida, Fagales, Betulaceae. The record is from RefSeq and is a predicted model, not a curated record.